AUGCAGUCGGUGCCGAAGAAACGUAUGAGAGGAGCAUGCCGGCCGUGUGCCCGAAAGAAGAGAAAGUGCGAUCAUAAGUAUCCACGAUGCACACAAUGCGAAAAGCAUGACGAUGUGUGCGAGAUGAGAAACUUCAAGACAUGGGGACAACCCUUAGACUCUCAAGCUUUCGUUGUCCCCACCGCCCAGCAAGCGAAGGUUACCAAAAGUGUCACUACUAAGGACAGUCGGAAUGUGUUUCCAACCCAUUCAUCAUCAAGAUCGCCUUCCUUCAGUCAAAUUCCCGAUGCAUAUCUCAGUAACAUGCAGGUCGCGGGAGCAAUGAUACAUCCAAAUGUUGUCGAUCGCACUGCUAACGUUCUGGGGUCGUUUGCGCAACCGCUGCCGUUCGGGCCACAGGAGGCUCUAGAAAGAAGUUCAUCAUCUUCUGAUUCUAGUUUCAUUUACUAUGAUCCGAGUUAUUCUACUAGCACAGGACCCGACAGUUUACAGAUGAACAUGACUGGCUUAUUAACGUCGGCCUCGAUGUAUCAGGAUACCCCAUACGUUCCUGGGUUGAUGCCAGAUACUGUCGAUGAGAUCAUAGAAGAUUUUGUUGAUGCUUCUAAACCCCAGCCGUAUCUAUAUAAUCCCUCGCCUUUUCCAGACGAUAUGCUUGUCUCACCUGAGAAACGAUUCUUGUGGGACUACUUCUUCCAUGGAGUUAAGGCUAACAUAUUGUCACUCGACACCUGCGACAUCGCACAUCUACACGAUUUCCAGGAUCCGUACAACACCAUUUUACCUUGCAUAGCUCUAGACAACCCAGUCUUACGAGGCGCGUUGCUCUGUGGCAGCGCAUUACAAUUUAAACAUAUCCAUGGCCAAGACAGCUGGACUCCAGUUGCGGAAUCGAUUGGCUCCAACACCCUGCAACAAUUGCGCAUGUACAGAAGCGCUCCCCCAAUGGACAGUUCCAACAUACUCGCCCUAAUGUUAGCCGCUUCAUUCCUUCACUUCUUUCGCCGUGAUCGGAGAGAUGGAUGUUUGGAGUUGGCGGCUGGUUAUGCCAUGGACCUCCGUUCUCGUUCCAAGUCCCAGACCCAACCAGCUUUACCGAGUAAGAAUCUAGAUAUGAGCUUGACGGCAUUUCGAUGGAGCAUCAUAUCGACUCUAUGCUCUCUAAGGAUGCCAGACGCGCCGCUGGUACCCAGCAGCGGAUCCCGUAUCAUCGAGCUUGACGACGAGGAGGUCACGGAGAACUUCUCAAGCACAUUCCAACAUUGGGUCACACAUCCGCUCUAUGUCUUCUCUCCUCGCCUGGUAAAUCCAUUGCUCAGAAUCGGCAAACUCCUUGAGCGACAAUUACUCGGAGAAACCGAACUAGACGACGAGAUCAGGGUAGCAGAAAAAAUGCUGCACAACGCGCGAGAAGCCGACGACGCCUUUUUAUCGUCGCCGUACGGAGUCGCGGACCCAAAAUCAGCACUCGCUGCGAACGAAGCCAUGCACGCUUCGAGCCUCAUUCUCGUCUACGCUCGACUGAAACAGAUGCCGUACACAUCACCACUGAUACGGAAACAAGUGCAAAUCGUCGUCGACGAAGUCGCGAAGAUUAGCGUGAAUUCGCGCGUCUCACAUACCAUCUUGUUCCCGCUCUUCAUCGCGGGUUGCGAAGCGGUGGAUCUACAAGCGAGGGAAUCGAUACAAAGGAGGCUCAUGAUGCCGAAAGGGGAGUUUUUCAAUAAGAAGACCGGGCCAGCUAGUGCUCUCGAUCAUAUUUGGGAGAUUCGAGACUUGGAACCUGGGCUUUUGUGGCCACAUUGGAUAUAUAAAGUUGCGCCUGAACAUCGGGUCGAUAGCUUGUUUUGA
Molecule: messenger RNA, 1851 nt
Organism: Aaosphaeria arxii CBS 175.79
Lineage: Eukaryota; Fungi; Ascomycota; Dothideomycetes; Pleosporales
Exons: 3
Coding region: 1-1851 (616 amino acids)
Biological process (GO): positive regulation of transcription by RNA polymerase II
Cellular component (GO): nucleus
Molecular function (GO): transcription cis-regulatory region binding; DNA-binding transcription factor activity, RNA polymerase II-specific; zinc ion binding
Source: RefSeq, a predicted model, not a curated record